AUGCCGAAAAGUAUUAAAAAUACCGAAAUAAACCCCACUCGAUAUGGCAGCGUACAGCAAGAGCUCCAACUGGACGAUAUACAACUGCUGCUGGAGCGCAUAGCCAAGAAUGACAAGAGUGGGUUCACGCAGCUGUUCAGCCAGCUGAAGGACGUUAACUUUGUGGACGACACGGGCAUGUCGCUUCUGGCGUGUGCGAGCUUCAAAGGCAACAAAGAGGCUGUGCAAAUACUGCUAGACAUGGGCGCCGAUGUCCACUUGAAUCAGCAUGGGGCCGACUAUACACCUUUGCACUUUGCGGCCCUGUCCGGCAGCACUGACGUGUGCCGCCAGCUGCUGGAUGCCGGCAUCAAUCCGAGCAGCAUCAACAGCGUCUCGCGCACCGCCUCACAGAUGGCCGCCUUCGUGGGAAACCAUGCCUGCGUGGAGACAAUUAACAACUAUAUUACCCGAUCUGGACUGGAGUACUACACACAGGCGCACGGCCAGCAAACGGAGCCGUUAAUUCCGCCUGCGCUGCUAUCAGCCUUUCACACCUUUGUCAUCGAAAUCAAUCUGCAUCCCGUGAGAAUCGCACUGAACGCCCAGUCCUCGUACAGCAAGAGCUCCCAACUGGACGAUAUACAACUGCUGCUGGAGCGCAUAGCCAAGAAUGACAAGAGUGGGUUCACGCAGCUGUUCAGCCAGCUGAAGGACGUUAACUUUGUGGACGACACGGGCAUGUCGCUUCUGGCGUGUGCGAGCUUCAAAGGCAACAAAGAGGCUGUGCAAAUACUGCUAGACAUGCGUGUGCCGCCAGCUGCUGGAUGCCGGCAUCAAUCCGAGCAGCAUCAACAGCGUCUCGCGCACCGCCUCACAGAUGGCCGCCUUCGUGGAAACCAUGCCUGCGUGGAGACAAUUAACAACUAUAUUACCCGAUCUGGACUGGAGUACUACACACAGGCGCACGGCCAGCAAACGGAGCCGUUAAUUCCGCCUGCGCUGCUAUCAGCCUUUCACACCUUUGUCAUCGAAAUCAAUCUGCAUCCCGUGAGAAUCGCACUGAACGCCCAGUCCCUAGGACUUCUCAGGAUACUGAGCAACCUGCGCAAAACCCUGGCACUAAUGUGCGAGAAGGAGAUGCAGAAGACACACGACAUGAACGAGCUUCUGGCCUUCAAGUUCCACUACCAGGGCUGGAUCGUGGCAGAGCUGAUCCGCUGUGAGGAGCAGUUCAAGGCGCAACACAAGGAGAAGACUGGCGGAGGCGAGCCGGAGGUAAACAAGAACGACUUUAUCGAGCUGUUCGUGAAGCGGGUGCUUAAGGAAAACGAACAGGGCCAGCUGGACUACGUGGAGUACACGUUAAGGGAGUGUGCGCGGGAGUUUCCCGUGCGGGAGUGCACCAUCUUCAGGCAGAUAGCCACCCAAUUUGGAGGCAAGGAUGCCCCGCCGGCACUGGUUAUCCUCCGCAAUGCCAUCAACGGAAUGCGCGGCUUUGUGGACGAAACCAGCUACUGCAGCACCUGUGGACAAGAGAAGCCUGACAAGAAGUGCUCCAAGUGCAAGGCGGUGCAGUAUUGCGAUCGGGAGUGCCAGCGUCUGCACUGGUUCAUGCACAAGAAGAGCUGUGCCCGACUCUUGGCCGCCUCGCUGGCUGGAGCCACGACCCAGGUCCAGUCGAAGGGGCCCAUUGAUACCUCAGAGCUGCAGGAGCAGCUAUCCAAGCUGUCGGCGUAAUCGCUAUGUCAAGUGUUUCUUUUUUAAUGGAAAUAUAUUUACUAUAAAAACAUGAA
Drosophila miranda is the source of this 1775-nucleotide messenger RNA. RefSeq names its product ankyrin repeat and MYND domain-containing protein 2-like. Gene Ontology annotation, molecular function: protein binding. The coding region runs from base 1 to 1719 and encodes 572 amino acids. Lineage: Eukaryota; Metazoa; Arthropoda; Insecta; Diptera; Drosophilidae. The record is from RefSeq and is a predicted model, not a curated record. The transcript has 6 exons.